AUGCCAACCGUAGGUAUCGUGGCAUCAGCAUUCUGCGAGGGAGGCUGCAGGAAUGGGGGAACAUGCGUCGCUCCCGAGGUGUGUGUGUGUCCUCCUGGCUUCACAGGAAGCACCUGCCAGACAGAUAUCGACGAGUGUGCCACGGGCUUGCACAGUUGCUGGAAUGACUCGGUGUGCGUUAACCUGGAGGGUGGAUUUGACUGCCGGUGUCCCCUUGGGGAGCGCUGCCCGGGGGACUGUCCACAGGAGGAGGAGGAGGAGGAGCAACCCAAGCGCAACGGUCAGGUGUGGACCUUGGCCGGCGAUCGAUGUUCAGUCUGCUCCUGUCAGGACGGGAAGAUCUUCUGCAGGAGGGCGGUGUGCGACUGUCAGGACCCCGACGUUGACCUGUUCUGCUGCUCAGAAUGCGACAGCAGGGUGACCAGCCAGUGCCUGCAUCAGAACGGACAUCUCGUUUAUCGCAACGGCGACAUCUGGACCUUCAGCUGCCAGCAAUGCCGAUGCCUGCAGGGGGAGGUGGACUGCUGGCCUGUGAGCUGCCCGGCCCUGCACUGCGAGUACACCACCAUGGCGGACGGGGAGUGCUGCCCGCACUGCGUGAGCGACCCGUGCCUGGCUGACAGCGCGGUCUACGACAUCCGGCAGACGUGUACGGACAACCACGGGAUAGCGCGGCUAGGCGGCUCGAUCUGGACCUCGGCCGGCUCACCCUGCACAACCUGCACGUGCAAGAAUGGAAAUAUCUGCUGCUCCGUUGAUGUGGAGUGCCUCUACAACUGAAGCCAACGUUCUGGACUCAUCCCAUACCCGCACGUUCAGUGCAGGCUAAUCGUGAAAGCAUACCGCAAAAAGGCCCUCCCGUUGUCGAUGCAAAUGGAGCAAGAAGUCCAAGAGUUUGUGUGUCAUUGAACAGCCCUGCACUUUUGUAGAUGUCUACUUCCAGUACUUUUCACUUCCCGCACAAGGUUGGGACUUUCCAUUAUCAUACUGUUACAAAAUAUCACUUCUAUAUUUUUUACAAUGGCUCCUUGUGGAAAAACUGGAUGCGUUAUCUGUCCUCACAGAUAAUAUCUGUCCCAAUUUGUUGUCGUGUUCCUUUGUAACUCAAUUAUCUAUAAUAGUGUGUAACGAGCCUUCGAGCUGAAUGUCUUCUGUGUUUUUAAAUUCCAUAGUCUUCUGUCCAAAAAUACUCAACGAAAUGAAACACCAUUGAAGGCCAGUGCUGAACACAAAUUUAGAUGAAGAAGGUGAGGUCCUCUGGAAGAAGGAUCCAAAAUGCUACCUUCAAUUGUAAUCUUUGGUUGGAAAGAUAAAGUGAUAAAUGCUUCCUGAGUUUUGCACUCAACACUUCUCUGGAGAUGUUGCCAAGCAGAAGAUAUCCAUUUUCCUUUCGGUCAAGGAGUAACAACCAAAAAUCUAAAAUGCUACUGCAAUACCUGAAGGUUGGUCGGGUGGCCAAGGCUAACAUGGGCAUCGAGAGGGGCAGAAAGGUUCUUGAUCAGGAAGGGUGUUAAAGGUUAAAGUUUAAGGGGAGAAGGCAGGAGAAUGGGGAAUUCAUUGCUGCGGACGGCUGUGGAGGCCAAGACAUUGGGUUCGCUGAGCAGAGAUUGUUAGCUUUUCGGUUAGGAAGGGUGUCAAAAAUCAUAGCGAGAAGGCAGGAAAAUGGUGAAGGGAGAGUAAU
Messenger RNA from Amblyraja radiata (thorny skate), 1681 nucleotides. RefSeq names its product protein kinase C-binding protein NELL1-like. NCBI's taxonomy places the organism in Eukaryota, Metazoa, Chordata, Chondrichthyes, Rajiformes, Rajidae. The transcript is spliced from 6 exons. Gene Ontology annotation, molecular function: calcium ion binding; heparin binding; protein kinase C binding. Bases 1 to 780 code for a protein of 259 amino acids. Gene Ontology annotation, cellular component: cytoplasm. The record is from RefSeq and is a predicted model, not a curated record.